Cyclopterus lumpus (lumpfish) is the source of this 4806-nucleotide messenger RNA. RefSeq names its product PDZ domain containing 8 (gene pdzd8). Gene Ontology annotation, biological process: mitochondrial calcium ion homeostasis. Gene Ontology annotation, cellular component: mitochondria-associated endoplasmic reticulum membrane contact site. The coding region runs from base 258 to 3863 and encodes 1201 amino acids. The record is from RefSeq and is a predicted model, not a curated record. The transcript has 5 exons. Gene Ontology annotation, molecular function: protein binding; lipid binding. Lineage: Eukaryota; Metazoa; Chordata; Actinopteri; Perciformes; Cyclopteridae.
AUAAGGUACACUCAAACAGGUUUGGUAAAUCCGGCGUUCCUUGAACGCAUCGAAAGAAAACACACUCCGCCUCCGUCAUCACGCACAGCGACGUAACCCGCUCGACCAAUCAGGUGAGCAGCCCGCAGCUCAGGAAAGAAGCCGAUGAUAUGGCAGCUUCGAGAGCGAUCUGGUGGAACUUGCUUUGUUAAAAAAAGAAGAGAAAACCCCCUUUUGAUUAUGAACACGCGCUGUCCUCGAGACGGCAGCCGCGCGACAUGAUUUACGUGAUAUUGAUGUCCGCGUUCUCCGGGGCGGUCGUUACGCUGAUGCUGCAGUUUCUGUUGAUCUACCGGAGGAGCCCGGAGCCCACGGGCAGGACGGUGCAGUACGUCAAAGUGGUGCCCGGGGACGCGCUGAAGGAUUACUUCAACACCCACCGCGCGGAGCCGGGUCCGACGGAGGCCGGGAAGCAGCAGGAGGCCGCCGCCUGCGCGAGGCAGCAGGAAGCCCCCGGCACCGGCGGCGGAGGCAGCCCCAAACAACAACAGCCGCCUCCCGUCGGCGAGCCCACCGACGCGGCCAGACCCGAAACGUGCAAUUUCCUCAACGCCAUAUUCCGGUUUCUCUUCAGGGAGCUGCGGGACACCCCCGCCGUGAGACACUGGCUCACCAAGAAGAUCAAGGUGGAGUUCGAGGAGCUGCUGCUGACCAAGACGGCGGGCCGGCUCCUGGAGGGGCUCAGCCUGCGGGACAUCUCGCUGGGCGACUCGCUGCCCGUCUUCAAGACGGCCACGCUCAUGAAGCCCGUGCACCUGAACGAGGACGGCAUGUCCGAGGAGCUCAACUUCGAGGUGGACAUCGAGUACAAUGGCGGCUUCCACCUGGCCAUCGACGUGGAGCUGGUGUUCGGCAAGUCCGCCUACCUGUUCGUGAAGAUGCGGCGCGUGGUGGGCAGGCUGAGGCUGCAGUUCACGCGCAUGCCCUUCUCCCAUUGGUCCUUCUCCUUCCUCGAGGACCCGCUGGUGGACUUCGAGGUGAAGUCCCAGUUUGAGGGGAGGCCGCUGCCUCAGCUCACCUCCAUCAUAGUGAACCAGCUGAAACGGGUGAUCAAAAAGAAGCACACCUUGCCCAACUACAAGAUCAGAUACAAGCCCUUCUUCCCGUUCCAAGUGCAGCCGCUGCUGGGUUCCACUUGUGAUCUGGACCUGUCCAUCCAGGACAGCAGGCUGGUGGACGGCCGACUCAGAGUCACUCUCAUUGAAUGUAGCAGACUGUUCAUCCUGGGCUCCUACGACAGAGAAACCUAUGUCCACUGCACCCUGGAGCUGAGCAGCCACCAGUGGAAGGAGAAGACUCGCACCUCCAUCAAACGGACGGAGGUCAUCAAGGGGCCGUGUGGCAGCGUCGGGAUGACGUUCAGGCACGUUCCUGCCAGCGAGGGCGACGCGGUGCAUGUCAGCAUUGAGACGGUGACGCCCAACUUUCCUGCGGCCUUGGCAGACCUGCAGAGGGGGGAUCGUCUCAUCGACAUAGGAGGUGUCAAAGUAACAUCCUCGGUUCAAGUGCCCAAACUGUUGAAGCAGGCUGGAGACAGGGUGGUGAUACUUUAUGAGAGACCUGUUCGUCACCAGACUACCUCUUCUUUUGGAAGUCUCGGGACUCUUCAGGAGGGGUUUGGGCAGCUGGAGGAAACUGGUUUUAUUUCACAGCCAGGGGGUUUUGAGGAAGACCCAGCCCCUAUCACCACCCUUUCUGACAUAUCCGACCACAAAGACAUGGACUCUGAGUUUGAAGAGUUGAUUGUAGACUCCAAACUUAGCCAGAGUGGUGGCCCUAACAGCAGCACCACAAAUACCAGUGACACGAAGGAGGAUUCCUUACUUACUGUAAACCAAAGCCCCAAAAGGACUGUGGCCAACCUGGCCUCUAAGCCCCUUGGUACCAUAUCACCUAUCCUUAGCCGCAAGUUGAACCUGGUGGGUCUCCAGUCACCACUAAAGCCCCAGCCCAAAGAAUCACCAAAGCCCUCACCACAUAAAACCCAUAGUGAUCCAAUGGAGGGUCUGCAACGCCCCACUGUCCCUCCCCCACCUCCUCCUUCUCGCCCCCCAGUACCACCGAGACCUCAGAUAAGGUUGACAUCAGCCUCCUCAGAAACCAGUCUUUUGGAAGGCAUUGAUUCUUUUACAACGACUAAUGUCACAGUUGUUCCUACCACGACAAACACCAUCAGCACUACUGAGAAAUCUCUCACUGGAGCCAAUGAAGAUAAGAUCGGCACUGAGAAGAUAUGCGUCAAACAGGCUGAGGCAAAGCAGUCCACUAGGCCUGCAGAGUCCAGUGAUGAGCUGCCAGUCCAUUCCACUGUGACCAGCAGCAACAAAGCUGAUCAAGCAAAGGACAAAACAUCAGAGAGCUCCUGCAGAAUGCAGGAAAGUCUAGAGGACCGUUCCCUCUGGGAAUCCCCAGAAACCAUGUUUCGUAACCAGACGGCAUGCUGGCCCAAGGCCUCUGUCCUGUUUGAGGUGGAGGGCAACCAUAAGUACCUUAAUGUAGCUCUGUGGUGCAAAGAUCCCUUUAAGCUAGGCAGUUUGUUGUGCCUGGGUCAUGUCAGCCUCCAGCUGGAGCAUAUAGCCCUGGAAUGCAUGGCCACAUCUUCAGCUGAGUACCAGAGCACCUUUAGGUUGGGGCCUCCAGAGCCCAGAGCUAAUGUCAGUCGCACUGCGCUACGCAGCCUUAGCAGCCACAAGGGCUUCAAUGAGAAGCUGUGUUAUGGAGAUGUUACUCUGAACUUCUGUUACGUAGCUGAGGGAGACUUUGAGUGUUCAGGAGGGCUGGCAGAAAGGGAGCGACAGGGGAGUCUCCAUGAUGAGGACCUAAGGGAGAGGGAGCAUAUCCCCACUGCACAGCGUGAUGACUUAGCCUACAGCUCCAUGCAGUUGGUGGAGCUUCGUCACAACUUCCAGGACACCCAGUUCCAGAACCCCACGUGGUGUGAAUACUGCAAGAAGAAAGUUUGGACCAAGGCAGCCUCUCAGUGUAUGGCCUGCGCCUACGUUUGCCACAAGAAAUGCCAGGACAAGUGUCUCGCUGAAAAUCCCUUCUGUGUGGCGGCGACUGAACGUCGUGGAGCUGACCCUGAGGCCAAAUCCACCAUCAACCGGGCCACCACUGGCCUCACGCGUCACAUUAUCAACACCAGCUCCCGCCUGCUUAACCUCCGCCAGGUGCCCAAGACUCGGCUGGUUGAGCAGGUGGCUGAUGUGGUGCCUGGAGCGGUGGAGCCCUCACCCAAGCAAACACCCAACACUUCAGACAAUGAGAGCAGCGAUACCGAGACCUACACGAGUGGCGCCAGCCCCUCAAAGCAUCAUGGCGGCAGUGGUGGCAGUAGUAAACUUGUACGGAAGGAAGGUGGGUUGGAUGACAGUGUGUUCAUUGCUGUGAAGGAGAUAGGCCGCGACCUGUACCGGGGGCUGCCCACAGACGAGCGCUCUCAGAAGCUGGAGUUGAUGCUGGACAAGCUACAGCAGGAAAUUGACCAGGAGCUGGAGCACAAUAACGCCCUGCUGCUGGAGGAGAGGGAGGCCACAGAUGUCCGGCGCAAGGCCCUAAUUAGUACUGCCCUGGCCAAGUCUGGGGAGAGACUCCAGGCCCUCACCCUGCUGAUGAUCCACUACCGAGCGGGCAUCGAGGACCUGGAGUCGGUGGAGAGCACCUCUCCUUCAGAGCAGCAAGGCUUCAAAGGCAAAGGAGAAGGCUUGGAGGAAGAGGCCCUGAUGGGGACAGAGGUCUAUGACAGUGACAUAUGCAGCCCUGCGGAGGUGCAACUGCUGGAUGACAUUACGGAGGAGCAGAUCUGUGUGGAGGCGCUCCACUAAACACGACUAGAAGGGAGAACGAAGAGGAACGUGUGCUUUGGGCUCGCGCCUCCCAAGGAAAUUAUGUUUGUUUAAGGAGAUUAGGGAAUUUCAGCAGUCCAUUUGAAAUAUUGCAUAUGUUGGGGUCGGAUGUUUUGAUUCACACGUUUUUUUGGGGGUGUUUUUUCACGUGAAGAAACGGGCUGGGCAAAGGACUUUCCUCCCUAAGGUUUCAUGUUAUUGAUGUUUUGAUUUGCACAAUAUGAUGGCGUUUCCAUGCACUUGGUUUUUUUAAGGGAAGCUUGCGAGCUGCACUAGUAUCUGCCCUCAGUCGUGCUGCAUGCGUAUCCUCCAGUUUUGUUAAUCUGCGGCUUCAAAAUGUCUUUUUUAAGCAAUUGAUUCACUUUCUUGUCUCUAACUGCUUUGUCAUAAUGUACACAUGUCUGUCAUCUUAACUUUGGGGAAGGAAAUGAAUUGUUUGAUAUUUCCUGUGAGCGACACGCCUAUAUGAAGGUGACAUAUUUGAGUCGAUAACCGUGAGGAUACUACCAGGGAAAAGCAGGUUCAGACCUCCAGAUGAACGUGUCAUUAAGUUUUAUUAAGCAAGCUGUUUGUUAUACAUAUCUUUCUUUGUUUUAAGCGUUUUUUUUAAAAUACAGUAAUAUAUUUGGAUUCUCCCUGCUCACUAACCUCUUUUGGAUUUCAGCAGCUGCAUACUCAUUAGUGGAGUCUUUUUUUAAUAUAUAGUUUGGUGUAUUGGUAAGGCCAAACAUGUUUUACAUGUUAGCCAUAUUUUUUCUUUUCCCGAGGUGGUAAUUGUCCUGCGUUAUAAUUAAUCAAUUUCUUAAGCAGUUCUUUUAUUAUGUCUAGUUAAGUCACAUUUUUGUUCAGAACACCAACUUCUAAAACUCAACUAUGGCACAUUGGUAACUUUCAUUGUGAGAAAUACAUAUUUGAUACUUAA